GUUGCUCCAGCUCAAGUUCAGAUUGCACCCCAAAUAUUUGUUCCUGAUGUCCCGGCCGGUGGCUCGAACAUGUUAACCGAAGACGAAAUGUGUAUGGAAGCCAUGGACGAAUUUGAGGAUACAGGCGAUCAACGUUAUACCGAACAGUGAGGAGAAAUUUAUAUCUUUCUCGAAAUAUAUAAGUAGUACCUUCACUGUUCGGUUUAUCGACACGUUCCGGUUCAUGGCGUCGAGUCUGUCGUCCCUGGCCGAAAAUUUAGUUACACCCGAACAUGAGAACUUCCGUGAGACAGCCAAACAUUUUGUCGCCGGAGAUAUGCCGCUUGUGACUCGUAAGGGGGUGUACCCGUACGAGUACACGGAUAGUUGGGAGCGGCUGGAGGAGACGAGGUUACCGAGGAAGAGAGAAUUUUAUAGUACGUUGACAGAGACCGGGAUUAAGGAGGAAGACUUUGAGCACGCGAAGUUGGUUUGGGACCACUUUGGCUGUACGACGUUGGGCGAGUAUUCAGACCUGUAUAUCAAAAUCGAUGUAUUGCUGUUGGCUGAUGUGUUCGAAAACUUCCGCGACGUGUGCAUGAGGGCAUACAACCUGGACGCCGCCCAUUAUUUCACCGCCCCUGGACUUAGUUUCGAUGCGAUGCUUAAGUUCACGGGGCAAAAGCUGCAGUUGCUGGACGAUUACGACAUGUUGUUGAUGUUCGAGAAUGGUAUACGUGGUGGAUUGGUUCAAGCGAGCAAACGAUAUGCGAAGGCGAAUAAUGCAAAGACCCCGGGGUAUGAUGAGACAAAAGAGAAAUCGUGGAUAGUGUAUCAGGACUGUAACAACUUGUACGGGUGGGCAAUGUCCCAGUACAUGCCGUACGGUGGGUUCAACUGGGUCGAACCUACAUUAAACGGACUUGAUGAUUUGAACGACACAUCACCCAUAGGGCGAGUGUAUGAGGUGGAUGUAACAUACCCACAAAAAUUACAUGAUAAGCAUAACGACCUGCCUUUCCUGCCGCAAAACAGCGUGCCUCGAGGGUCGAAGGUGAGGAAGUUGAUGGCGACAUUUGAGAAAAAGGAGAAUUACAUCAUACAUUAUAGGAACCUACAGCAGGCCAUUAAGAAUGGUUUGAUAGUUGAAAAAGUACACAGAGUUAUUCAGUUUAGCCAGUCGGAUUGGUUGGCUAAAUAUAUUAAGUUAAACACAGAGAUGAGGAAGAAGGCUAAGAACGGUUUUGAGAAAGACUUUUUUAAGCUGAUGAACAAUGCUGUAUUUGGUAAAACGAUGCAAUCGAAGAGGAAAGAGAUGAAGAUGGAGUUGGUGUCGUGUGAGAGGAGGUUGCAGAAACUGAUUAACAAGUGUACAUUCAAACACUGUACCAAUUAUAAUGAAAACCUAAACGCUGUCGCUUUAGAGAAUACAAUUAUUAGAUUCGAUAAACCUAUAUAUAUUGGAUUUGCAGUACUAGACAUAUCAAAAACAAUGAUGUAUGACUAUCAUUACAAUGUAAUGAAGAAACACUAUGGCCCUAGAUUAACUCUUAUGUAUACUGACACAGAUUCACUAGUGUAUCACAUUCAAACGGAUGACUUCUACAAAGACUUGGCGGCUAACAGUAGCUUGUUGGAUCGGAUGGAUACUGGCAACCUACCCAGUGACCAUCCGUGCUAUGUGAUAGAAAGAAAGAAGUCCCCAGGAUACUUUUCUGAUGAAGUGGAUGGUGAUAUAAUUACUGAAUUCUGUGGAUUGAGAGCCAAGUCAUAUGCUUUCAAUGUGUAUGCCGGACCGGAGGAAAGAGUUGGUGGUGAAAAAAUCAAAGCGAAGGGGAUAAGAGGUCAUGUGGUUAAAAACCACAUGACUCUUGAAGAUCAUAGGAAGUGUUUGUUUGAAGAAGAUGGAUUGGAAUUAUAUACAGAGAAUGUGUCGAUAAGAUCAUUCAACCACCAACUGAUGACGAUAAAAACAAAGAAAUUAACGUAUAACAGCUAUGAUGACAAGAGGGUGGUGCUAGAGGAUAAAAUACAUACAUUAGCAUAUGGACAUUAUAGUAUAGAGGAAGAUGAACCCGAGGAUGAAUGGCCUGAACUCGACUAUGAGGUAGAUGACAGAGGGCGACGAUGGAGUAAACUGGAUAAAGAGUUUAUGAGGGAGCUUCUUUGUUACACAACUAAAUAGUUUUAUUUCAGAAACUUUACUUAUUUUUUUGUUAUAUAGUUUUAUUGUU
Messenger RNA from Metopolophium dirhodum (rose-grain aphid), 2213 nucleotides. RefSeq lists its product as uncharacterized. The record is from RefSeq and is a predicted model, not a curated record. The transcript is spliced from 9 exons. NCBI's taxonomy places the organism in Eukaryota, Metazoa, Arthropoda, Insecta, Hemiptera, Aphididae. Bases 224 to 2164 code for a protein of 646 amino acids.